AAACUUACUGUCAUUUCAAUUUCAAUUUGGUAACUUUAAGUUGCGAUUUCAUUGUCAUUCCGAUUGAAGUUAAAGGAAUUUUAGAUUAAAAAUUUUGUGAAAUUUUCAUCCAAAUGGCUUUUCAAUCUUUGUUGGUGUUGGAGAAACCGCUGCAGCAUUUGGGUUUGGCGGAUUGGAACAGCAGGGUGACUACUUUGAGGAAUGUUGCCGAUGCCCGCAGAAAUGAUGCCUUCAACAUACGUCAAAGUUCUAGGACUCUAAGAAAUGAGACACGCAUAGAGGCCGAUUGGACAAAUUAUGAAACUAAUGAGGCCUUAUCGGAAAGGAUUUCAGAGUUAAAUCAAUGGCGAAAUACCAUUCGAAUCACCUUGGAGCGCAUUGAGCGCGAAGUUAAAAUGCUAAGCGAGGAAAAGGCCUCUACGGAACGUGAAUUAGAGGCCCUGCAGACCCCACUUUCGGUUUUGGGCGAAUGUUUGACUAUGAGAGAUUGCCGUUUGGGUUCCGAAAUCACCUAUGACGAUGCUGAUUUGGAGUUAAAAAAUGAAUUGGCUGUGGUGGAAAAUAAUCAACGCUUGUUGGCCGAUCAAUGCCAAAAGGCUUGGGAGAAAUUAUGUCGCCUACAGGAGGUAAAAUUUAAACUAAAUUUGGAGAUAACCAAUAAGGCAGAAGCUGAAGAGUUGGAUGCGGCCCAGUUGUCAUUGAAUAAAUUUGCUGCUAAUAUAACCUAUAAGCCAGAUCCCACCAGGAAUCCCAAAAAUUGUUGCUCUUACAAGGCCUGGCAAGAGCAUACCGAAAAUAUAAAACAAUUGGCUGAAAAUGAACUGGCCGAUACCUAUGCCAUACGGGAGGCUUUAUUUGUGGCUCGAGAGAAGGCUAGGAAUUUGCUAAUGUCCCAACAGGAAAGGACAGAGCAUACCAUAAGGAAGCGUAUUUUUGAGACUCAAAGGGCACGCAAUGAGCUGGAAUGGCAGCAGAAGAAGAUGAAAGAGGAAAUGGAAAAGGCUGUUUGUGAAAUAAAAAUUUUGGAACAAGCCUUGCGUGACAAAACUGAUGCCGCUAAACUGGCAGAAACUCGCUUGGAAAAUCGUGCUCAACGUUCUGGCAUGGAGCUCUGUAUUGAUGAACCACAUGAACAGUUGUGCUUGGAGGUACAAAAGCUACGUGAUAUUCGUCGUCGCCUCAUGGAUAAGAUUGACGAAUCGAAAACCAAUUACAAUCUACUGUCGGAUCAUGCUCAACGCAUUGAUGUCGAUUUGGAAAAUAAACAACAUUCUCUGAUGACUGACAUCAGAGCUUUGGAUUUACGCAAACGUCUAAAGGGUGGAGAGUUCAGUCAAAAUGAUGCUGAUGUGCCCUCGGCUCAAACGGAGCGAAAUAUUGUUCUGACAAAAAUGGAAAACGAAAUACCUAAAAAUUAAUAUCACCUAUUUUGUCUUGUGUCAGUUUAUCUGAAUUUAGUUUUUGUCUUUAUUCAAAAUAAAUAAAAUUCUGCUAAUCUCUCGUCAAA
This is a messenger RNA of Stomoxys calcitrans (stable fly), 1507 nucleotides long. RefSeq names its product tektin-2. The record is from RefSeq and is a predicted model, not a curated record. The coding region runs from base 114 to 1418 and encodes 434 amino acids. Gene Ontology annotation, biological process: cilium movement involved in cell motility; cilium assembly. NCBI's taxonomy places the organism in Eukaryota, Metazoa, Arthropoda, Insecta, Diptera, Muscidae. The transcript has 4 exons. Gene Ontology annotation, cellular component: nucleus; microtubule cytoskeleton.